AAUAUCGCAUAGUAAUAACAUCACGCGACCAUCUCUAGUUCUGUGCAGUAUAAAAUAGUUUUUUACGGCACGUAAACAAACCGAAACUAUAAUUUUAGCCAGCGCGAUUGCCACUUUAAAAUAAUCUCCACGUCUGUAAUUAAUGCAGCAUCCAAGAAGGCAUGACAAAUCCAUUCCAUAGGCCGACCACUCCGCGGACAGCGUGGCAUUAAAUUACACGGCCGCUGUCACAUAAUCUCGAGAUAGCCACUAUAUAGUUUGUAUAUACACACACAUUCGUCACCCGAUGGGCAGCAGAAUGGCCGAUAAUACGGGGAGCGUUAUCACCAUUAAUGGUGGUCAGUCGGCGGGAAGCUCCCCGCCUUCGCAGCGGAAGUCCUCCUCGUCGGAAUCUCCACCAGAAAUGCGAAUCCUGUGCUUCGACCUCACCUACUACAAUCGCACCACCCAGUUCCUGCUGAGCUGCGCGGGCGUCUUUAUCCUGUACAUCCUGUACGGCUAUCUGCAAGAGCUGAUCUUCACCGUGGAAGGAUUCAAACCCUAUGGAUGGUUCCUUACACUCGUCCAGUUUGGCAACUACAUUAUCUUCGGCCUGGUGGAACGUCGCCUGGAGGGCUAUCGGAUAAGCGGUGGAUCCUUUUGGAACAUUGAGCCGGAGCCACGUCGCAUUCCCAUGAAAACGUACCUGGUUCUGGCUGCCCUCACCCUGGGCACAAUGGGUCUGUCCAACUCCAGUCUGGGCUACCUGAACUACCCCACCCAGGUGAUCUUCAAGUGCUGUAAGCUCAUCCCCGUCCUGGUGGGCAGCAUCCUCAUCCAAGGCAAGCGCUACGGACUGCUGGACUUUGCGGCAGCCACCUGCAUGUGCAUCGGAUUGGCCUGGUUCACGCUGGCCGACUCCCAGAUGACGCCCAAUUUUAAUCUGCUGGGUGUGGCCAUGAUUUCGGGAGCGCUGCUCUGCGAUGCGGCCAUCGGAAAUGUCCAGGAGAAGGCCAUGCGGGAGCACAAGGCGCCCAGCAGCGAGGUGGUCUUCUACUCCUACGGCUUGGGAUUCGUGUAUCUCUUUGUGAUCAUGCUGGUUACCGGCAACUUCUUCAGCGGAUUUGCUUUCUGCCUGGAGCACCCCCUGGAGACCUUUGGUUAUGGUUUCCUGUUUAGCCUGUCUGGCUACCUGGGCAUCCAGUUUGUACUGGCGCUGGUGAGGAGCAGUGGUGCUCCCAUAGCUGCCACAGUGACCACCGCUCGCAAGGCUGUGACCAUAGCUUUCUCCUUUGUGCUCUUCAGCAAACCCUUUACAAUCCAAUAUCUGUGGUCUGGCCUUAUAGUUGUCCUGGGCAUCUAUCUCAACGUAUACAGUAAGAAGAACAAGCUGACAAUUGCCGACAUCCGGCAAAGAUUGAAGCAAGUUGGAGCCAAGAUUGCCCGCUCGCCGAGUCGCAAAUUUCUCAUCGAAGUUUAGUUUGAUACCAAAAACAUGAUACAAAUUUUAGUCGAAUUGACCCAACUGUUUUCUGCAAGAAAACUAAUCACUAUAAUUACUUAAUUAAACGCUACACAACUCCGAA
This is a messenger RNA of Drosophila rhopaloa, 1565 nucleotides long. It is a transcript of the gene Papst2, whose product is annotated as adenosine 3'-phospho 5'-phosphosulfate transporter 2. The transcript has 3 exons. Gene Ontology annotation, biological process: transmembrane transport. Gene Ontology annotation, cellular component: endoplasmic reticulum membrane; Golgi membrane. NCBI's taxonomy places the organism in Eukaryota, Metazoa, Arthropoda, Insecta, Diptera, Drosophilidae. The coding region runs from base 287 to 1459 and encodes 390 amino acids. The record is from RefSeq and is a predicted model, not a curated record. Gene Ontology annotation, molecular function: 3'-phosphoadenosine 5'-phosphosulfate transmembrane transporter activity.